CUUGUCUACCAAUUGUAUAGUCGGCUACAAAGUUUGAAAUUAAAAGGCGUUCUGUUUGUGUGGUACAUGAUUUGAGGAAGUUCUUGUUGUGUUAUAAUUCUUCGAUUACAUGUUGCUCGCAAAUCAUGUGAAAGCGUAUGAAUUUAAGCAGUUAUUUUUCCCUUGUUUUGAACAGGAGUUGAAUUAGCAUGAAGAACUAUGGAAGAGAUGCUAGAGUGUAAAGGACCUUCCAGACGGCAAAAGAAUAAAGUUGUUGAAAAUAAAUCAAGAUUGCAAGAACGUUCACCAAUCAAGAUAAUAACCCCACAAGAUCACAGCACUCCUUUGGAAGCUGCAAGUACUGCUGCAGUGGCCGAGUAUGGAGACGGCACUGAGGAUGAAGAUGAUCAGUUUGGUCCAUUUAACUUUUACUGCACUCAGGAUGCAAUGGCUGUGGGAUGGGGCUGUGGUUCCCCACAGCAGAGAUCCAGCAAAAAAUUAGGUUCGAAAGUCAAGAGGAAACUCCCAAAAGAAAAUUCAUUUGUGCAGAAGAAACAUGGUUUGAAAUCGUGUUCUCCCGUUGAACCAUUACGCCCUAGAAGAAGAUUUAACAUAGAGAAGCCUGCAAGUGAUUUUUCAGAGAUCAUUCCUGAGCUGCAAGUUAUAGCAGAUCUCGUUAACGAAAUGAAAGAUCAAAAUGACAAGACGACACAAAACGAUGAACGCUGUGUCGUGACCGCUGGCAAAAAGGAAGACGCGGCAGUCAAUUUUCUGAGGAGGGGCGAAGGUAGUUCUUCAGGUGGUAAGAAAGAGGAGCUGGCUAGUGAUGUGCCAGAGUACGAACACGAAAGGUAUUUGAAUGAAACCAAGAAGAUGAAAGACCAGCGGUGUGUUGUAUCGCCACCGCCAGACUUGAAUUUGUUACAAAGAAAUCAGCGUGAUGUAGGUAGUGAGACUUUUACUGCGUUGUUCGAUGACGACGAAGAUGAGUUUAUGUUGCGAUGUUCUCAGGAAAUAGAAGAGAAGUUAAAUGAAAAUUUACCUGUGGUUUGUAGUGGUAAUUCAGAGUUACCAUUACCUGAUUACAAGAACAAUGAUCGUGUUUCCGUAGAAUCUCUAGUCGGGAGUCCAAAAAUGCACAAGGCAGCCAGCGAUUUAAAACAUAUCGGUAACGGCGCGAAGAAACCGAACAGUCCAAAAGUAGGAACAAAGUAUUACGUACGGAUUAAAUCUGGAACGACAAAAUAUUCCAGGGAUGACCACUGUCAUUCUCAGGCUUCACAUAACCAUUCAAGUGCUAGAGUUCAAAUCCGUUAUGGCAGAACUAACACGGCCUCGGCGAUAAAUUCUAAGCCGCCUCCUGACAGUGAAAUUGCAUUCAACGACUCUUUUGAUGCCGUGAUACAAAAUUUAACAGAAGCAGAUAUUGAAAUGCUGAGUCAGGGUUGUGAGAAGAAACGUGGUGAUAAAGAAACUGGUAAACAAUCUUUUCAGAAGGCGGACGACAGGACACAAAUGAACUCGAAAAGAGGAACUGUACUGAAAGCAGCUGUGGGACAGUCACUUCCUGUUCACAGGCCAUCAUUAGUUAACGACCAACCAGUUCAUGAAAUUAACAGCAGUAGGCCGUUGAAGCACGUAAAUCAUGGAAAUGCGGCGAAUGACGUCGGCGCACCUGCAACCAAUAAAGCGCAGUUUCGAUUAAAAGUUCCUUCCAGGAUGUGUAAUAAUCAGAGUUUACCGGAACGGCUGAGCGCGGUUUCAGCCGUUCAGGUAAACAAACCGCAUUCGAAUAAAGUUGUACCACUUGUGAAUAAUAAAAUGUUUCUUAUGCGGCAAGGGCAGAGUGCGGCUGAGAAGAAUAGUUACGUCGCGCGACCCGGUUCCUCUGCCGGCUCGAUUUCGCUGCCAUUUCAUACGGCGCCAAAAUCACCGCCACAGAGAUACACGCCAGAAGAGAUUCGGAAGAAACGACUAGAAGCGAGGAAGAAACUAGAGAUGAAAAAGCUGGCUAUGUUGUGUGAAAAUGACAAGCAGUGACCUUUCUAAGGGUCACUGAACAAAUAAGACCUGAAAAAUGGCCCAAGCAUAGAAUCUCAUUUAAGAACUUACAUUGAGUAAAUGUUACAUCGACAGAAGUCUUAAUGAAUUUGAAGAUAUCGCAGCUUAACUCAACGCAGAUGGAGAGGUGAAAUAACCGCAGUUUGGGUAAUAAGAUGAAACAGAAUUGGGCCUUGAAGUAUAUGUCCACUGAGAAUUUCUUACAGCAAGUUCAACCAGCUUUUGCAUCAUAUUUACAAGAUCUGAACCUGAAACAUUCUCAGUCGGACUUACAAGACACGGGUAAGCGACGUUAAUGACUUUGAAGUAAUUAAAAUCUACACGAAACAUAAUCAACGGUCUCGCCUGUGAAAAUGGCAUAAUUUGAUAAUUUUCUAUAUGCAUUCACUAAUAUUCUUCUUCUUCUGUUUGUUGAAUGUUACUUCGGUCUUCCGGUGCCUAAUAUUUUCUUCCAUUCUUCUCUAUUUUCCCAUCCGUCCGGAGGUAGUCUCCGCUCUGUCACAAUUCUUGUAAUUCCGUCGUUCCAUCCUGGUCUCGGUCUCCCUCUCUUCCUUCUCUCUUUUGGUUGCUAUUUCAUAGUCUUCUUUGGUAACCUUUCCUCCUCCAUCCUUUGCAUUUUGUCUUUUCUCUAUCUCCUCUAUUAUAUAUCGGUCCACCCUCAUGAUUUCUCUAAUCCUUUCAUUUCUCACUCUCUCUCUCUUCUGGAUAUUCCAGCCGCUCUUCAUAGGAAAUCCAUUUCCAUUAUUCUCAACUUAUUUUGUUGUUGUUCCGAGAGUUGCCAAAUUUCUGCUACGCUUUGUACCAUUGUUUUAUAUAUUCUCUUUUUCGUUCUUUUUGUGAUAUUUUCGUCCCAUAAUAUUGGGUUGAGGGCUUCUAUGAGUCUCCCGAAUUAAUUUUUGAAGCAGUGGUCGUACUCAUUGCUUGAAGCUGCUGCCUGUGACUUCAAGGCUUAAAAAGAUCAGUAACUUCAAGCAGCCGGAUUCGGACUACAAGAAUGUUUUUUGCUACCUUUAUCGAAUCUGCUCAGUCGUCUAUGUCUGACGGAUUUUGGCGUGUUGUUGUGGAGAGACAAUAUGCCGAGAUCUUUGUCGCGUAAACUCUCGUUAAAACGUAGACUUUUUUAAACUUCUUUCCAGUUGUUGCGGCGUUUUCAUUUUUACAGGGGGAGAGUGUCAUCAGCAAAGGUCCAAGUGGCUCGUGGUGUCUCAUCGCUCAAUAAAAUGUCCGACACUUUGUGAGUCACUUGGGCAUUCUGUUCUGGGCCGUGAGGUACCGAUUGACCCUAGAUGUUUCUCGUGAUUAUUUAUUUGUUCAGGACAACUGAAACAACUAGUUGUCUAAUGUCUGAAUUUUCCCGAAUGUCCCAUAAUGAUCGACAGCCCUUUAUGAUCAAGGUUCUCCUCCUCUGUCUUUAUUCUUGAAAUAUUCUCUCGUCUUUAAUUCUAAAAACUACUGUAAAAUGGUCGCACGUGUGCACUGAUAAAUGUUUCUCGAAAGUUUUGAGGUAUCGAGCAGUGGACUUUUUCCGUAAAUGUAGUAUGUUCCUAUGCUCUGAAGAUGGAGACGGUAAGGUUUUCAGAUGUUGGCAAUACGGUCCACAUGUAUGUGUUGCUAUCGUCAAAAAUGUAUCCGCAAUAUUAUAUAGUUUACUUCCGACUAGAAUUAUUUGAUGUGAACGUAGUUAUAUUCUACAAAAGUUUAAGGAGUAAAAAUUUAAAUUUUUUUAAAAAACAUUUUUUAUAACGUCAUCCACAGUUGUGCGUCUGAUUAUUUCACUUCUUCGAGAUAUUCAUACGGGAGGAGAGUAUACGUAAAAAUGCCUCGCGAUAGUGGGAAAUAAAAGAUACCAAAGAGCUUCAGUAAUUUUAUAUCACGUAAUGUUGAAGGAACUGAAGUCUCAAAAUUUGAAAUAGCUGCUCGAUAAAAUUAAAUUGGCGAGAAAAGAAUUAUCGGAUCUGUACUCGGAUUGUUCGCCUUAUUCUCAAGAGUAGCGCUGCUGGUUCUCGGAAUAGCAUCUAAAGAAAAUGUGCGUUAAAGUCAAGUUUAAAUAAGACUGAUAAGUGGUUAAAACAUUUCUGAAUUUAAAAUAUUUUUAUAUUAUUUAAAUGUGAGUAAUUACACUUUCAUUAGAUUUAGAUAUACUUUGGCAUUUUCUACGUAACUUUUAUUUGUCACAAAACACGAUCUGCCGUUGUGGGCGCGUAAGAUGCAUUUUCUAUUGUGGUGAAUGCUCUGAUGUAAUCUUUACCACUAAUUGUUUUACUUUUGAAACUGUGAAAAUGUUUCGCACUCCAAUCUGAAUUUUGUAUUAAGAUUAAUUUCAUUUCUAUGAAGAUUAAUAAUUAAAAGGUAAACCUUGUAUUAUUUUUACUCUUUAAAGAAGAGGACACUAUUCUGUGUUCUUUAUUGUGAAAUAAAUUACGAAAGGAAAGGAAAGGAAAAUGUUAUAUUGUUAGGUAAACAUUUAUUGUGUUUAUUUAUCUCCUAAUGUUACGCAGUAAGAAAUUAUAUUUUGGUUGUUACUGUAA
This is a messenger RNA of Zootermopsis nevadensis, 4568 nucleotides long. NCBI's taxonomy places the organism in Eukaryota, Metazoa, Arthropoda, Insecta, Blattodea, Termopsidae. The record is from RefSeq and is a predicted model, not a curated record.